Messenger RNA from Toxotes jaculatrix (banded archerfish), 973 nucleotides. It is a transcript of the gene taf12, whose product is annotated as TAF12 RNA polymerase II, TATA box binding protein (TBP)-associated factor. The record is from RefSeq and is a predicted model, not a curated record. The transcript has 6 exons. Bases 297 to 695 code for a protein of 132 amino acids. Gene Ontology annotation, cellular component: SLIK (SAGA-like) complex; transcription factor TFIID complex; SAGA complex. Gene Ontology annotation, biological process: RNA polymerase II preinitiation complex assembly; DNA-templated transcription initiation. Gene Ontology annotation, molecular function: protein heterodimerization activity; TBP-class protein binding; DNA binding. NCBI's taxonomy places the organism in Eukaryota, Metazoa, Chordata, Actinopteri, Toxotidae.
AGGUAUAAACAAAGCGGAAGUAGUGAAAAAUAUCCUCGAUCAUUUUGCUAGCUGUCCAGAGGUAAUUUGAAGCGGUCAUUUCUGUAUCAAAUUGCGAUAUUGCCGCGAGCGGUGCCGAAACAUGGACAGAUAAUGUUUGUUUAAUUUGCUUUACGGACGUGGUCCCUGUCGGAAGCUAACCCAUUACACCUGUGCCCAUCUUGGACUGUCUGACACAUACAGACACAGAGGAGACACAACAGUUUAGCCUCCAGUGAAACUCCAGAGUCCCUCCACCUUUUCUUGUGGCCACCAGCAUGGCUAAUAGCACCACAACAGCUGUUAAGGUUGUGGGGGCCUCUGGCCCUCCUGGCAGAAGUAGCCCAGAAGGAUCUCAGGUGCUCAGUAAGAAGAAGCUGCAGGACCUGGUGAGAGAGAUUGACCCAAAUGAGCAGCUGGACGAGGAUGUUGAGGAGAUGCUGCUACAAAUUGCAGAUGACUUUAUAGAAAGUGUAGUGACAGCGGCCUGUCAGCUGGCACGCCAUCGGAAGUCCAACACCUUGGAGGUGAAGGAUGUUCAGUUACAUCUUGAACGCCAGUGGAACAUGUGGAUUCCUGGUUAUGGUUCAGAUGAGAUCCGGCCGUUCAAGAAGGCUUGCACCACAGAGGCUCACAAACAGAGAAUGGCGCUGAUCCGCAAGACAACCAAAAAAUAGCAAGACUGUACACUAAUAUGUAUGUUUUUUUUCCUUUUCAACUGGGAUCUUUUUGGGCUAAGGUGAAGAAAGAGAGGGUUUGGGUAGGAGUAUUUUUUUUUUCUUUUGACAUUAGUGUUUCUCUGUCAUGUCUCCCUAACUUUUUAGUGUUUUGCCAGCACCAUCACACAAUAAUGUAAUUGCUGUCUCUGAUUCUGUUUUUUUUUUUUUUCAUUAAUCUAAGCCUGGCAGAACUCUAUUCAUUGUAUUUUUGUCAAUAAACAUUUACUGGGAUACUU